UGUGCUGAAGGUAACAAUUAUUAAAAAAAACAUUUAGGAUGAUAAACCUUCGUAUUAAUAGUUAAUUUACUUUUUAUCUAAUAAACUUUUUAGUUAUAUAGUCAUUUUAAAUUGUUUUUUUGAUGUCGCAAAGGUACUGAGAAACACAAAAAGCUGACAAGAAUGAAGUUUGUAGCAAUUGUUGCUGUUAUUCUUGUGCUCUUUGUGACGCCAAACUCUUGCAAAUCAAUAUCGGGACUUAAAAGAAAUAAAGUCAAAGAAAUGAAAAUCAAUCACCCGUAUUACAAUGACCCAGCUGCCCCAAUGCGAUCAGUAUACGGCCAAACUGUCGAAGAAACAAGUAAAGAAUUAAAUAAAGCAAUCGACGACGCAGUAACAGAAGCAAGUAAAAAUGUCAUAUCAGAUACCGAACCAAUCGAAAACCAACCAAUCGCUAAAUCAACACCCGUAAAACAUUUUAAAAAAAAGGAAAAACAUAAAAAGUCUAAUGUAAAACGAAAAUUAAAUCUCGACAAAUCCAAAUCAGAUGACGAAAUUUAUUUAGAAGAAAUAAAAAGUGUUUUACCAAAAAAUGAAUCUCUUGAUAAUGAAGAUACGAAAGAGUCAGACACUGCUCUGUUUAAAAAAAAACCAAAACAUAAAACUUUGGAAAUCCUUAUAAACAAAUCAAAUAAAAAAUUAAAGAAAAACCCGUCAAGUAAAAGUAAAGAUAAGAAAAAAGGAGCGGAUCUUGAAGAAACCGAAGACACUAUUAAAAAAGUUGGCGAAGAAAAUGAAGAAGCGCCUACAACUGAUGUAAAUGUUAAUCAAGAUCCAGAGGAAACAGGUUCACCUGAAGAUAACGCUGGUUCUGAGGAAGAUGAGGAUCCUGGUGCUCCAGAAGUAACACCAUCAGCUGCCGCUAGCGAAGAAGCGCCUGAGCCCGAGCCUCCAGCUGACUAUAACUCUAACUCAGAAGGUAAUGCUCCACCUGCAGAAGCACCCCAACCACCUUCCGAAGCACCUCAACCGCCAGCUGAAGCACCGCAAGCAGCUCCACAACCGUCGCCUGAGGAUGGUAACCAGCAAGAUUUGAAAAAAUUGCUCGACGAAAGUAUCAGCAAUUUGAUAAAAGCAAAUGCAGCAGUGGAAACUCUCUUAAAAGCAACAGGUGGAAGUUCCCCUCCAACUGAAGCUAAGCUAGAUACUCCAACUGAAGCUAAACCUGAGAUGCAAACUGGAUCACCUAAUGCUUGUUGUCCGCCACCGCCAUCUGCUAAUCCAUGUCAACCAUGUCCUCCACCACCUCCUCCUCCACCACCUCCACCACCACCCCCUCCACCACCUCCUCCUCCACCCUGUUGUCCUCCUCCACCACCCCCUCCACCCCCUCCUCCACCCCCUCCUCCACCUCCUCCUCCACCCCCUCCACCCCCUCCGCCUCCUCCACCUCCUCCACCACCCUGUUGUCCUCCAUCUCCACCACCAUGUCCUCCACCUUGUCCUCCUCCCCCACCCUGUAUGCCAUGUCCACCACCGCCUCCUCCUCCUCCACCACCACCACCUCCUCCUCCACCACCUCCUCCUCCACCUCCACCUCCACCUUGUUGUCCACCACCUCCUCCAGCAUGUACUCCACCUUGCUUUGUGGCCCAACUUCCUCCAUGUAUGCUUUGUGUAGCUCCUCCACCCCCACCUCCUCCUCCACCCCCACCUCCUCCUCCUCCACCUCCUCCACCUCCUCCACCUCCUCCUCCUCCACCUCCUCCUCCAUGCCCUGCAUCUUGCUCUCCAACUUCUUGUGGCUUUGGCUGUCGUAAGAACUGCUGUGAAUAUGUUGUGAUGUUGCCAAACGGCCGCUGAUAGUAAAAAUACUAAUCUAGUUUCAACGAGUUGGUAACAGCAUGAAACUGUGAGUGCAGUGUUGUGUGUUGAAAUACAUUUACACUGUUAAAAUAUUUUUUAAAUUAAAAGAACACGUUUAUCAAUAUACAUAUUUCAGAUUACCGUGAUCGUCUACUACCAACUUUAACUUAUCCAUGUGAUACUUGUACAUUAAUAUGUUUACCUGGCUGUGAACAAUCAUGUUGUAAAACUAAAAAUCAACAAACCAUAUUUCCACCAGCACCUACAAUGCCUGUAUUACCACCACCAGAUCCUCCAAUGGUUUUACCUUUCAAACCUCAACCUCCAGUUAUAUGCUGUGAUUCGAUAACAUUACCUUUAUCAAACCUGGCAUGCACUGGACAUUGUGAAAACCAAAACUGCAUUAACUGUGGCAAUAAAAUGCUUAGACCAUUUUAAAACAUUUGCAGGAAAUUGUGGAAUUAAGAGGCUUUAUAUAUUAAGUUGGUAGUUAAACUGCGUGUCCACCUUUUUGAUUAGCUAUUACGUGCAUUUCUUUUAUAUCAAUGUAUGUAAUUUGAGUUUGGCUUGUUUAUAUAUUAAUGAGUUUUUUUUAUUUUUCUUUAGAUAUAUUUUUUUAGCAACGUUUUAUUAAA
Messenger RNA from Hydra vulgaris (swiftwater hydra), 2480 nucleotides. RefSeq lists its product as uncharacterized. The record is from RefSeq and is a predicted model, not a curated record. NCBI's taxonomy places the organism in Eukaryota, Metazoa, Cnidaria, Hydrozoa, Anthoathecata, Hydridae.